GCUAUCAAUCUUACAGGUUACAGCGAUCCACUACAAUGGAUAUGUCACUUACUCCGCCGCUUUGGUGCAUAGAUCCUUCACAUUCCAGUACUUAACCUUUGACUGCUCGCCGCUUGCCCCGGUCCGUUUGACCCCCUCUUAUCGAUCCUGCACUAUGAGUGAUAAUCAGCCUACCGCCGUCACGGUCGCAAUCGACACAGACCUAGAUUCGACUUAUGACGAAACAGACGCACAGAGCUAUGCGACAUCUUUGUCGUCCAGCGUCGAAAAGUACAAGUGGGAGAAUGGCCGGCGUUACCACAGCUAUCGUGAAGGAGCGUACAACUUCCCCAACGAUGAGAAAGAGCAGGAUAGACUGGACAUGAACCAUCACAUGUGUUUGCUGCUGCUGGACGACAAGCUGCAUUUUGCCCCACUCCCCGAAGACAAAGCAAUCCGCGUCCUUGACAUAGGAACCGGGACCGGCAUCUGGGCGAUGGAUAUGGGGGACAAAUAUCCAAACGCGGCAGUCAUCGGGAAUGAGCUGAGUCCCAUACAGCCAAGAUGGGUGCCACCGAACGUGUCGUUCGAGAUCGACGAUGCCGAGAGCCCAUGGCCACCCCGAGAACCGUUUGAUUUUGUUCACAUCCGCUAUAUGAUGGGGAGUAUACAAGACUGGCCAAAACUGCUGCGCCAAUCCUACGACAACUUGGCCCCCGGUGGUUGGAUCGAAUUGCAGGAUUUCCACAUUCUGCCCUACAGUGAAGAUGGCAGCGCAACAGAGGACAACAAACUCAUCGAGUUCAGCACCGUUUUCAUAAGAGCCUGCGACAAGAUGGGGCGAAAUGGGUCUCCGGGACGCCUUCUCAAAGGCUGGGCAGAAGAUGCUGGGUUCACCAACGUGCAGCACGACGUGCGCAAAGUGCCAGUCGGCCCAUGGGCAAGAGACAAGAAGCUGAAACAAAUCGGCGGUAUAUUCCGGGUGAACUUGGAGGAGCUUCUGGAGGCCGCGCUCCUGGGUCUGCUCGUUCGUGUCGAGGGCUGGAAGCCAGAAGAGGUCCAGAUUUUUAUUGCGCAGAUCAAAGCGGGACUCAAGGACCGAUCAGUACAUCUGAUGGAAGAGUUUCACGUUGUAUGGGCCCAAAAGCCAUUGAACUAACAGGUUGUGCAAAGGUUUCGUCAAGAAGCAAACCCGGAUUGUUUGGAGGCUGCUUAUUUCUGUCCGUCCUUAGACAUAGCGACCUGAAAGGCAACAUGAU
This is a messenger RNA of Boeremia exigua, 1238 nucleotides long. Its product is annotated as S-adenosyl-L-methionine-dependent methyltransferase. Gene Ontology annotation, molecular function: methyltransferase activity. The transcript is spliced from 8 exons. Lineage: Eukaryota; Fungi; Ascomycota; Dothideomycetes; Pleosporales; Didymellaceae. Bases 155 to 1138 code for a protein of 327 amino acids. The record is from RefSeq and is a predicted model, not a curated record.